This is a messenger RNA of Asparagus officinalis (garden asparagus), 2127 nucleotides long. RefSeq lists its product as uncharacterized. The record is from RefSeq and is a predicted model, not a curated record. The transcript is spliced from 3 exons. Lineage: Eukaryota; Viridiplantae; Streptophyta; Magnoliopsida; Asparagales; Asparagaceae. The coding region runs from base 1 to 2127 and encodes 708 amino acids.
AUGGCGCAAGCGGAAUGGUGGUGGAAGAUAGCUGUGACUCUGGGAUGGAAAAUCAAAAGAUUGCUACCAAUUUGGAAAAUAAUGCUCCAGAAAAUAAAAAAUCCUUCGCUAGUUUUUUUUGCUGACAAUAGAAAGCAUGGUAAUGGGUUAGAACUGAAUUUUAUUCAACCUUCGAAAGCAAAUACUGUUUCAUUUUCUAUGGAUGAAUGGAAGGAAGGUGAAGAUUAUUGGAAAUUUGCAUUGAUAGGGCAUGUCAUUGGUGUUAAUGUAAAAUUUAAAUCUAUGGAAACCUAUGUCAAUAAACUUUGGGGAAAAUUUUCUAUACCUAAAGUUCAUUUAAUAAAGCAAGGAUUAUUUCUCUUUGAGUUUCAAUCGGAGUAUCAAAUGAAAGAGAUUUUAGAGGCUGGGCCAUGGUUCUUUGGAUCAAGACCUUUUGUUUUAAACCAUUGGUCUCUUGACACUGAUAUUGAGAAAAUUCAAGAUUACACUUACCCUAUGUGGAUUCAGUUGCGAAAUCUAAAAUUGAAUUUGUGGAGCUCCUUUGGUAUCAGCAAGAUUGCCAGCAUUGUUGGUAAUCCUAUUGCUACAGAUAAGCUAACUGCUACAAGGGAAAGAUUAUCUUAUGCAAAAGUCUUGAUUGAAGUUAAAUUGCCUCUAAAAGAACCUCUCCCUGAUCAGAUUGUUAUCCAAGGGCCUGAUGGGAAGUGCUAUAACCAAAGGAUAGUGUAUGAGCUCAAACCAAGAUGGUGCACAAAUUGUAAUAUAAUUGGACACAUGACUGAGCAAUGUAGAAGGCAAAAGAUGAAAAAAAUGUGGGUUCCCAAGCAACAGGUGACAAAUACACUAGCUGCAGUUAAUAUGGUUAAUGGUUCUGAAAAGGAGAUAAAUGCACAAAAUGUGGUUUCUCCUGUUAAUAGACAAAUACAAGAGCCUAUUAUAAAUCAAGACUCUGUUGGAAAAGAGAAUGGGAACUCUGGUAAGAAUCUGCCUCAUCAACAUGCACCAACAGUACCCAGUUCUGGGAAAGACCCUAUGCAGGUUUCCAGGAGUAAUUAUAUGGGUUUGGCAAACAUAACCUCCCCUACUGUAAAUGUCUCUGGUUUUUCAAGUGUUAAUAGGGCAAAUGAUGCUAAAAGGAUUAGUAUUGGUGACAAGGCAAACGUAGCAUCCUCUGACAUUCAGGCAUCCCAAUUCUCCUUAUUGAACUGCCAGGUACAAGAUCUUGACCCUUCUAACUUGGAUAGAGCUCUUUUAGAAACAAAAGUUGCUAGUAAUAAAAUGCAAUGGAUUGCAAGGAAAAUGGUUAAAAAUUGGAAUUGGAUUUCUAACUCUCAUCAAGCAAAUAAUGGAAGAAUCUGGAUUCUGUGGGAUAAUAACAUACUCUCUGUUCAAUGCAUAUCAUCCACUGAUCAGUUCAUAUCAUGUAAUGUUAAUUCAAAGGAUGGAAAGCUCUCAUGCAUUAUUACUGCGGUUUAUGCACUAAAUAAUCUGGAAGGUAGAAAGGAGCUCUGGCAUGACUUACUUUCUCUCAAACAAAAUGUUACAUAUCCAUGGAUCAUUGGGGAUGCCUUUAAUGCCAUAAUCAGCAAUGAGGAAAAGUUAGGGGGUGCUCUUGUCUCUGACUAUGAUACUGAAGACUUCAUAAAUUUUAUUUCUACAUGUCAAUUGAUUCAUUUGAAGACUACUGGCUAUUUUUUUACAUGGAACAACAAACAAGGGGCUGAUUCUAGAAUUUGGAGUAGACUUGAUAGAGUAUUAAUAAAUGAAGAAUGGAUCCAGACUUACACCUCAAGUCAAGUGGAUUACCUGGUUCCAAAUUGCUCUGAUCAUUCCCAUACUCUCAUAACAAUUGGUGAAGAUGACUUUAAAGGUAAAAGACCAUUCAAAUUUUUUAGUAUGUGGAUAAAUCAUCCAGAUUUUACCACAGUUGUCAAGACUGUUUGGGAACAAGAUAUCAGAGGCUUUCACAUGUAUAAGCUUCAUACUAAGCUCAGGGAGCUUAAGCAGGAUCUGAAAGAUUUAAACAAGAAGCAUUUUAUGAACAUAAGUGAGCAGGUGAUAAGAGCUAAAAGUGAACUCUCUGAUAUUCAGAAUCAGUUAAAUAAUGAUCUUUCAACCAAAUGUUGA